This is a messenger RNA of Myotis lucifugus (little brown bat), 6835 nucleotides long. It is a transcript of the gene HCFC2, whose product is annotated as host cell factor C2. The record is from RefSeq and is a predicted model, not a curated record. Bases 14 to 2638 code for a protein of 874 amino acids. Gene Ontology annotation, molecular function: transcription coactivator activity; protein binding. Gene Ontology annotation, cellular component: histone methyltransferase complex. The transcript is spliced from 17 exons. NCBI's taxonomy places the organism in Eukaryota, Metazoa, Chordata, Mammalia, Chiroptera, Vespertilionidae. Gene Ontology annotation, biological process: regulation of DNA-templated transcription; chromatin remodeling.
GGGGGUUGGGAAGAUGGCGGCUCCCAGCCUCCUCAACUGGAGGCGGGUUUCUUCCUUCACGGGGCCGGUCCCCCGCGCCCGGCACGGACACCGGGCCGUGGCCAUCCGGGAGCUGAUGAUCAUCUUCGGUGGCGGCAACGAGGGCAUCGCGGACGAGCUGCACGUCUACAACACGGUUACAAAUCAGUGGUUCCUACCAGCUGUUAGAGGAGACAUCCCUCCAGGCUGUGCUGCCCAUGGAUUUGUCUGUGAUGGUACCAGAAUAUUAGUAUUUGGGGGAAUGGUUGAAUAUGGAAGAUACAGCAAUGAGUUAUAUGAGUUACAAGCAAGUCGUUGGUUAUGGAAAAAAGUGAAACCCCAUGCCCCUUCUUCUGGUUUACCUCCUUGUCCUCGGCUUGGACAUAGCUUUUCUUUGUAUGGUAACAAAUGCUAUUUGUUUGGUGGCCUGGCAAAUGAAAGUGAAGAUUCAAAUAAUAAUGUUCCCAGAUAUUUAAAUGAUUUCUAUGAAUUGGAGCUACAGCAUGGUUCUGGUGUUGUGGGUUGGAGCAUUCCAGUGACUAAAGGGAUUGUGCCUUCUCCAAGAGAAUCUCACACAGCUGUUAUAUAUUGCAAAAAAGAUUCUGGGAGUCCUAAAAUGUAUGUUUUUGGUGGAAUGUGUGGUGCUCGCCUGGAUGACCUAUGGCAACUUGACUUAGAAACUAUGUCAUGGUCAAAACCAGAAACUAAAGGGACAGUGCCACUUCCACGAAGCCUUCACACAGCCAGUGUUAUAGGAAACAAGAUGUACAUUUUUGGAGGAUGGGUUCCACAUAAGGGGGAAAAUAUUGAGGCUUCAUCUCAAGAUUGUGAAUGGAAAUGUACCAGUUCAUUUUCUUACCUAAAUCUGGAUACAGCAGAGUGGACCACCCUAGUAUCAGAUUCUCAGGAAGAUAAAAAAAAUUCAAGACCAAGACCAAGAGCUGGGCACUGUGCUGUUGCAAUUGGCACACGAUUGUAUUUUUGGAGUGGAAGAGAUGGCUACAGAAAAGCACUGAAUAGUCAAGUUUGCUGCAAGGAUCUUUGGUAUCUUGAUACUGGUAGAUGCAUCAGAUGUUCUAUCAAAUUUCAUCAUCUUGAAGAGAUUACUUCUGCUUCAAUCUGGGUGAUUGCUCUCCACAGAUUGAGCACAGCUAUCAUCUUGGAGUCUCCCUUCAGCAUCCUCCUGGGGAUAUGUUUUGCCUCUCACUUGUACCGGAUUUCCUGUUUCCUGGAUCCUGUGUUUUUCCCUAUCUUAGUUUAUGUCCUCAUUUUUUGUGGAACACAUCCAGGAAAAGGGUGCAUAGAGAAACCACCAGCCCCAUCACAAGUACAACUGAUCAAAGCCACUACCAACUCUUUUCAUGUCAAAUGGGAUGAAGUGCCUACAGUUGAGGGCUAUCUUUUGCAGUUGAAUACCGACUUGCCAUACCAAGCUACAUCGUCAGAUUCUUCAGCAGCAACAAAUAUGCAAGGAGUCAGGAUGGACCCUCACAGACAGGACAGUAAUAGCAUCAUUCCUAACAGUAUCAAUGAUAUAAUGAACAGUGCAAAAACUGAACAUACAGCUAUGAAAGUAACUUCAGUGAAAAACAAACCAGAUCUCAAAUCAUCAACUGAUUCUAAUGCUGUUUUACAUUCACCUUUGGCAACUAAUGCUUCUAAUCAUAAUAGUUGUAUGGUGGAUAUGCUAAGGAAAAAUGAAGGUCCUCACACUUCAGCAAAUAUAGGUGUUUUAAGUAGUUGCCUGGACUUAAGAACAGUAAUUCCUGAAACUUCUGUAUCCAGUACUGUUUGCAGCGCACAAACUAUGGUAACCCAGCAGGCCAUUAAAACUGAAUCAUCCAGUACAAAUGGGGCAGUUGUUAAAGAUGAAACUUCACUAACAACAUUCAGUACCAAAUCUGAAGUUGAUGAAACCUGUGCAUUGCCUGCAACUAAGAUCAGCCGUGUGGAGACACAUGCUGCAGCAAUGCCGUUUUCUAAAGAGACUCCUUCAAAUCCAGUGACUACAACGAAAGCAGGAGAACGACAAUGGUGUGAUGUAGGAAUUUUUAAAAAUAACACAGCGUUGGUGAGCCAGUUUUAUUUGCUGCCAAAAGGGAAUCAAAGCAUUUCAAAGAUAGGAAAUGCAGACGUACCUGACUACAGUUUACUUAAGAAACAAGAUCUUGUUCCAGGCACAGGAUACAGAUUCAGGGUUGCUGCUAUCAAUGGUUGUGGAAUAGGCCCUUUCAGCAAAAUCAGUGAAUUUAAAACUUGUAUUCCUGGUUUUCCUGGAGCUCCUUCUGCAGUCAGAAUUUCAAAGAAUGUUGAGGGUAUCCAUCUUUCCUGGGAACCUCCAACUUCACCUUCUGGAAAUAUUUUGGAAUAUUCAGCCUACUUGGCAAUCCGCACAGCACAAAUACAAGAUAAUCCAAGUCAACUUGUUUUUAUGAGGAUUUAUUGUGGUCUUAAGACAUCAUGUAUAGUGACCACUGGGCAACUUGCAAAUGCACAUAUUGAUUAUACAUCCAGACCUGCCAUUGUGUUCAGGAUAUCAGCAAAGAAUGAAAAGGGAUAUGGACCAGCUACACAAGUUCGAUGGCUUCAAGAUUCAGGUCAAAUUUUGCCAACCUUAUGAAAUGAAGCCUUUCCUGACACUCCAUUUCCAGGUAGAUUCUACUCCUUCUUCUUGUACCCCCACUGCCCUUUGUUAAAUCUUCUGUCACAGCCGCCUCUAGACUGUGUGCUCUAUUUGUUAGAAUUGUUCCUCUCCCUCUGCCAGGUGGUAGAUCUCUGAGGCGGAGACUGGGUCCUUUUGUCUCUCCCAUAUUACCCACUUAGCUGGUACUUAAAUAUUUCAACAAAUUAUUACAGAAAAUUGUCACCUUUAUAUCUCUUCAUACUCUCACUCCCUUUUAUCAAGUUGGAGUUAAAAGGGGAGGGAGGCUUUGAAAGGGAAAGAGUUUUUAGCAGAUUUAAUAAGGCUUUGGAGGAAAUGAAGACUCCAGCUUCGUCUUCCCCUGUCCUGCUAUUAUUACUUAGGUUCCUGAGAGAAGUUACGGGAUAAAUAAGGGAUAUGUCCCAUAUUUACUAGGCUAAAAGGAGUUUAAUGUAAGUGUGCAUGGAUCUCAUGAGGAAGCCUUUGGUCUAAAAGAUCUCAGCAUUUAGUGUGAAACCAGUGGGCAUUGCUGGAAUAUGAUUUUAAACAUUGGAUGAUCAGGAAAAUGAGCUAAAAAUAUUUUCAAAGUUAAUUUCCCUGUUUCCCUAUAGGAAAGCCAUGGGUAGUUGUCUAACAUUAGAAAAAGCUACCUAUUGUUAAUAUUUAAGCACAGGGAACUGCUGGAGGAUGUGGAACACCAGCAUUAGAGCCACACUGGAUUCCGUUACAUUUCCAGUCAGGUCACUUUGUCACCUCUGAGCUUGUGGGACCAAGGAUUCUUACACUACUGGAGAACAAAAUAACAUUGGCACACCUUCCUUCCAAGUUUCCCAGGUGUAGUUGGGAAUCCCCAUACUUAUAUAUUCUUAUGAUCAGGAAAAGACUUUUUUAUCAGGCGUGGAAAAACAUGAACUACAACAUUCUGCGUAGAAACAAUAAUUUCUAUAAACUGAAUGAAGAAAGAAAGGCUAUAAAAUUCAAGGAUAUCAGCCUCGUUAAAAAUAGAUUAUUUUAUUAAUAUCCAUUUACUUCUUUUCCAACCUCUAAAGAACUAAAAUUAGGAAAAUGUCCACUUGUGUGACUAUUCCUCUCAGCCCAGACAUCUGAAAAUGAGUAUGUUGAAGGUUCUUUUGUUUUGCAUAGUUGGUAUCUUGCAUAACUUGAUUUGAGCAAGAAGCUUGUACUUAAAGUUCAUGAAAUUCACAGUCUGACUACUGUGCAGUACUUCAAAUUCAAAAGUCUUGAGAAUACAGGAUUAUGAAGCCUUUGGCUUUGGAUAGAGAGAAGGGUAGGAAGUCAUAGAGUGAGGCUGUGGAGGGAACAGAAGGAUUUCCUAUUUCCUGAUUUGAUUUGCUAGUUCAGCAAAAAGUCUUUGCAGGAUGCUCAGAGAUGUCAGGGUGUUUACAUACAACCUCUGAAGGUGCAAAAAAUAUGGAUUGGAAGCAUGUCAGAUAUGAAAGCUGUAGUAGAGAAGGAAAUGGUCCCUCAUCUACCCACUCCCCCUUCCUGGUCUCCUUACCACCCAGAGACAAGAAGCUGAAGACUUCAUUCCUUACUCAGCAUGAGAAUUGAGAAGGUACAAAAAGAACCCUCUGUAUCGGAGCAUACACACGUUAAAAAUAAAAGGUAGCAGCUGGUAUUUGUUUCUGAACAUAGAGUUAACUCUUCCCACUAGCAAAUCAUGGUCCAAAAGGUGUCCAGCUCUGACCAAGAGGAUUAUCCGUUCCUCCUCCUAUCUGGGGAGAUAGAAUGGAAGUUCCCUAAGCACUUGAGAAAGGUUCCCUCCUACUUUCUCUGUUUCUUAUAGGAGACGGAGGAAAAAGCUACAGGUGUGAUAAUUACCAUCCAGUAUAACAAAGGUGUGCGUGUGCCACUCGUGGCUGCAUAGCACGUGAGAGAGUGGGCAUUGUUCUGAAGGUCCAACUAACUGCUCGAUCCAAAAUCAUUUUGCUCUCAGUUGCAGGCUAACACCCCCUGGUGGCAUUGUCCAUGCCAGCUUAAAUAUGGGUAGGAUUUGGGUCUUGUAGCCACCUGAGAUUUUUUAAAUGGCAACAGCAAUGUCUGGAACUUUCUGAUGAGUUGGACCUGGGGAAUCUACUUCCUACUUCCCCAUUUCCUGGGAGUGGUUUGCCAGCCAUUUACUGCUGGGCUUAGUCUACCUCUUGCACCAACUCCCUAACUCAAGAUAAUACCUUUAGCCUGCCCUGUUUGGGUAUAGGGAAUAUAUAGUUUUAAGAUCUUUUUCUCAAAUUUUUACAUAGUAUACUGAAAUUGGUAGCUAAUAGCCUGAAUCAGGAGAAGACAUUGUACCUUAACUGUAUCUUGUUUGAUCUGCAAAGUAUCACUGCCAUUGAUGAACUUGACAAAGAUAAGAUUUCAAAAUUGUUUAUGACAUCUGAGUGAUCAGCUUGGCACCUACGACUGAUCGAUGUGGACAAACUGUCAAUAGCUAUGCACUUUCCAUGUUUUUUUAUUACUUAACAAAUAAAUGCAUUAUUAGAAGAAUGUGCCAAAGAGAAUUUGUGCUUUUGAAAGUCAACUGAAUUCAGUAAAGAGACGGUGUCCUUCUCAGCUUAUUUUGGAAUUUGCAUCAUCUAUCAUUUCAUUCUCACUUUAUUCAAAUAAUUAUACCCAGUGUACAAAAUAACCAGUUAACCAGAAUUAUGCUAGUGACUCUGAGUCUGGCACUGCUUAUAAUACCUCGUAGGAUCCUGAUCCUAUGGGAACUCAGUUAACUUCUAUAAGAAAUAGCCCAUGCUCAUUCCUUUUCUCAUAUUAUCAUGCACUUCUUCCCCACCAGUUACCAUAAUUGGUUAAUUUGCAGUGCACAGAAGUGGCUGAAAUAUUGGGGAGAUGUUCCCUCUCUUUGUUGAUGAAAUUAUAUAUUAUAUAACCUUAUGCCAUUUUUCUUUUAUAUGUUUUGUGGAAUAAAUGAUCAUGCAUAUGGUCAACCAGCAGCUUAAGAACUAGAACAUUCUCAGAUGCCUAGAGUCCUCCGUUUGUCCUCUCUUCACACACACCACGUGAGGCAAACAUUAUUCUGGAUUUUUUUGUUAAUAAUUCCAUGUUUUUAUUUAUGGUUCUACCAUCUAUGUCUGUAUCCCUAAUAUGUUGUUUAGAUUUACCUGUUUCUGAACUGUUAUGUAAGUGGCAUUAUGCAGUAUGUAUUCUUCUGUGACUUUUUUUGACAAUUGUUUUUGAGAUUCCAUCCAUGUUUAUACAUGUAACUGUAUUUCAUUUGUUUUCACUGCUGUAUAGUAUUCCAUUACCUGCCUAUACCAUAAUUUAUCUGUUCUGUUCAUGGAGAUUUGGGUUUCCAGUUUUUAGUUGUUAUGAAUAACGCUGCUAUGAACAUUCUGCCAAUUAUAAUGUAAACUCUGUGCGGGCAGGGGUUUGUCUGUUUUGCCCAUUUAGACAUUCACAACGUCUAGAACAAUGCCUGGCACAUGGUAGAUGCUCCACAUCUAUUUGAGGAAUGAAUGAAUUUUUGAACAUGUAUCCUGGUGGCACAUGCUCAAGAGUUGCUCUUAGCAGUUGUUUUCAAAGUGUCGUCCAGGGACCUCUAAGGGUCCCUGAGCCCCUUUCAGGGGGUCUCUGAGGACAAAACUAUUUUCAUAAAAUCCUAAGACAUUAUUUGUCCUUUUCACUCUCAUUCUUCAUGAGUUUAAAUGUUUUCCAGAGUUAUGAUGACAUCAUCACACCGAUAGCUAAUCAAGUAUGUACCUGUGUAUUUUUGUGUUUUGAAAAUGUCUCUUAAUUUCUAAUACGGCAAAUAUUUAUAAAUAUAACCCACACGAACAACAGCAAUUUGAGAUCAUCAGUAAUUGUUAAGGAUGUAAAGAGGCCCUAAGACCAAAAAUUUGAGAACCGCUGCUCUAAGAAGCAGGUUUUACUUGGCCAUGCGGAACUGUCUGGUAAAGCAUUUGUACCCGUUUACACUCCCACUGGCAGUGGUUGAGUGGCAUUGCUCCACGUCUUAGCAAACUCGUGGUCUUGACUGUCUUUUAUACUCGUCAAUUGGAUAGCUAUUAUAUUGUGUCUUACUGUGGGUUUCAUUCAAAUUUCCCUGGUUAUUAAUGAAAUUUAGUUUUUUCCCCCCGUAUGUAAACAUGUUUCCUUUUCUGUGAAAUUAGUUUUUUCCCAUAUAUAAAAAUGUUUUCAUGUCUUUUGCCCAUU